Molecule: messenger RNA, 8811 nt
Organism: Labeo rohita (rohu)
Lineage: Eukaryota; Metazoa; Chordata; Actinopteri; Cypriniformes; Cyprinidae
Gene: apbb2b
Product: amyloid beta (A4) precursor protein-binding, family B, member 2b
Exons: 19
Coding region: 314-2983 (889 amino acids)
Biological process (GO): regulation of DNA-templated transcription
Cellular component (GO): nucleus; cytoplasm
Molecular function (GO): amyloid-beta binding; transcription factor binding
Source: RefSeq, a predicted model, not a curated record
AUCGGACAUCGCUAGAGGAGAAUAGACUAGAGAGGUAAACCAGAAAAAAAAGGAGGAGAACGGGAGAGGGUGCUGACAUCUGAGCUAGGAACCUCAUCUGAAUGUGACAAGCACCUCUGCCUACAGAGAUACAGAAUAGAUUUCUUGAGUGCUUCCAUGGUGAUAUACUCCGCUGGUGCUGAUUGGCCAAAACAUUGAUGAUGCGCUGAUUCUACACCAUGGCCCAGGAGGCUUUGUGGAAAUACCCACAAUCCUCAGCUCCCUGAUUAACAUUGGCACCAUUUCCGGCUCAACAAGAAAACCUGUAUAAGCCAUGAUGUCAGUCUGCGUGCCCUCACCACGUAACCCCUCCCCCUCUGUGGAUGUAGCCAAUCGCAACGGGCCCUCUGCAACUCCGCCCACUUCCCUCAGCCUGCGUUCCUCACACAAUCAACUGCUUAGUGGUGAUGUCAUCAACCAGGGUCAGGGCCAGGCCACGCCCCCGAAGUGCCGGAAGAAGUACGCACUCACAAGCAUUCAGAGUGCGAUGGGACUAGGGGAAGGCGUGACACCACCGUCGUCAUCUUCAGCGACUACUGCCAACCCUAAACUGGCCAAAAAUGGUGCAAAUCAGUUACGUAAAGCCGCAGAGCGACAGGAUCACAACAAGAACACCACCGAAGAAGACGAAGAUGGAAACACAGCUGACGAAUCAGAGCUCAACAUCGACGAUGAGUUGGGAAACGUUGAGGAAUUAAGCCUUGACAGUGAGUCUAACGUCGACGACCUUCACAGUGACUUUGACCCGAACAACGAGCUUGUUGAUGAGGAAGUAACAGAGUUAAUUGAUGAUGACACUAAUGAGGAGGAUCACGUGGAGAACUGUGACGACCUGCUUAUUCUGUCCGAGAAAACGGAGAUUGUUUCAGACAGAAAGUCACCGGAGCAUCUUAAGACCAAGAGUUACCUGGAGUCAUGCCUGGAUGAUCUGUCAUACGAACUGUCUGAUGCGCAGGAUGAGGAUGUCACUAAGCCUUUGCUGGAGGAAGAGAAGAAUCCCAGUCCCUCGUCUCCAAGGAAACCGCACAGUCCCGAGGACACGCCCCUCCUCUCUGUCGGUUCUUCAUCUUCCUCUUCCUCACCGGAGACGAAAAAAGACAGACCACGAACGGGAGCCAAGACAGACCGGGCGCUAAACCGCAUCCAGAACCUUCCACACAGUGACGAGGAGUCCAGCUGGACCACGUUGUCACAGGACAGUGCAUCACUGGGCUCACCGGAGGAAAGCGAUAUCUGGGGAGAGCAGUCAUUCCAGACAGACCCUGAUUUGCCUCCAGGAUGGAAGAUGAUGACAGACAUGGCUGGUAUUUAUUACUGGCACAUUCCAACGGGCACCACACAGUGGGAGAGACCCGCCCCAUGCCAUCCGGUGCCAACUGGACCCAGCCAUGCCAGCCGCAAACACUCCCUGGGCUCCCUGUCACCCUCACCCACUCCAGAUCAUGAGUCGAUGUCUCAUGCCGACAUAUUUUUCGGAGCAUCGAGUCGUUCAGGCAGCACCACUUCCGACAGCUCGUCUGACCCCGCCCCCGUCCCGUCUUCUUCAUGUGUGGACCCUACACCUAUCCUGUCCUCAAACUCUUCCUCAUCCUCUGACGGCAAUGUUCCUUCCUGUGGAUUUGUCAACAGCUGCUACUUUCCUCGGUCCUCAUCCCUACAGAUAAUGCCAGGGAAGGAUAGACAUUCUGAGGCACGUCAUCGGGAAGAGGACAAGAAACAGCCAUGGAGUGAUUUUGCAGUGGGAAAGAUUGAUAGUGAGAUCUGGAAGGAUCUCCAGGCAGCCACAGUAAACCCUGACCCCAGUCUGAAAGAGUUUGAAGGUGCAACUCUCCGCUACGCCUCUCUCAAGCUACGAAACCCUGCUCCCGUGGAAGAGGAAGAUUCCAGCAGCAUUAACAGUGACCCUGAAGCCAAGUGUUUUGCUGUGCGCUCUCUCGGCUGGGUAGAGAUGGCUGAAGAGGACUUGGCUCCGGGUAAAAGCAGCGUCGCUGUUAACAACUGCAUCCGUCAACUGUCGUACUGCAAGAAUGACAUAAGAGACACUGUGGGCAUCUGGGGAGAGGGAAAGGACAUGUACCUCAUUCUGGAGAAUAACAUGCUGAAUCUGGUUGACCCGAUGGAUCGUAGCGUUCUACACUCUCAGCCAAUCGCAAGCAUCCGUGUGUGGGGCGUCGGCCGUGAUAAUGGAAGGGAUUUUGCAUAUGUAGCGCGAGAUAAGGACACCCGGAUAUUAAAAUGUCAUGUGUUCCGCUGUGACACCCCUGCCAAAGCCAUUGCCACCAGUCUGCACGAAAUCUGCUCCAGGAUCAUGGCAGAGCGCAAGAAUGCCAAAGCUAUGGCUGGAGGAUCCCUACAGGACAGAACACACUCUGGGCUCGACGUCCCGCUACAAGCAGAGUUCCCCACACCAAAGACUGAACUGGUGCAGAAAUUCCAGGUGUUAUAUGUUGGCAUGAUGCCGGUUGCCAGACCUAUAGGCAUGGACAUUCUCAACGGUGCAAUAGAUAGUUUGAUGACGUCAUCAAUCCGAGAUGACUGGAUCCCUGUCAUGUUGAAUGUAGCCGAUGCAACAGUCACGGUCAUCAAAGAAAAGGAGGAAGAGGAGGUUCUAGUGGAGUGUCGUGUGCGUUUUCUGUCAUUCAUGGGAGUUGGAAAAGAUGUGCAUUCAUUCGCAUUCAUCAUGGACUCUGGGAACCAGCACUUUGAGUGUCAUGUGUUUUGGUGUGAUCCCAAUGCUGGCAGUGUGUCAGAGGCUGUUCAGGCAGCGUGCAUGUUGAGGUAUCAGAAGUGUCUGGUGGCACGCCCUCCAUCUCAGAAAGCCUGCUCACAGGCACCCCCUGCUGAUUCAGUCACACGCCGCGUCUCCACCAGCGUCAAACGCGGAGUUCUUUCUCUCAUCGACACGCUCAAACAGAAGAGACCAGUCACUGAGCUCCCCCAGUGAUCUGACACCCAAGCACGCAUUCUCACCAUCACGCUCUGCAUGCUUAUAACUAUCAGAAUGUCCUGUACAUAUCUGUCCAGUCACGUUAUGAAGAUGAAGCGGAACUCGAGGACCAUCUGAAAAUCUGAAAGAAAAACUACAAGUAAUUAUCAAAUGAGCUGAUGCCAAGAAAAUAACCCUUUACUCGCACACUCACAAACACACACACACCUAAUCCAAUAUCUACAAGCCUCUCUCUUCCAUCUCCCAUAUGUCGGUCAUGCGUACGGUAUAUCUGCAUGGGAAGCCACAUGUCUCCAGCAUGACUGUAACCAACAGGCUUCGCCCAUCUAUAAGCACCACUCUAACUGGACAAAGCCUGCUCAAGGAGACAAACUGAAGAAAGUUUGUGUAAUUCAAAAAGAACAAAUGCGGCUGCUUCACUCAACAGAGCUUCUUCAUAUUGUCGCAUGACCAUAUGUGUGUGCGGAUGUGUGUAGAGGAGCUUGAUGCUGCUUCAUUUGCUAACGGAUGUUCACAAGUGUCAUAAAAGCUAUUUUUUGUUGCAUUAUCCUGACGAACACAAAAGAAGAAUGGGUGGAUGAGAGGAAUCAUGCACUGUGUUCCAUUCAAAGUUGGAUGUGGGAUAUUCGUCUUUGAUAUCUUCUUACCAAGGUGCUCCAAUGCUCAAAAAUUAUGUGCAAAUCGAAAUUUUGGUCCAUUAUUAAUUGUCAGUAGUGCAUCGAUGUAGGAAGCACAACUCACAAGUUGUUUUCAAACCAAGCAGAUUUCUAUUGGUCAUCACAGUGAAUUCCCAUGAACAACAAUGUGAAAUCUGCAUGGGGAAAUCGUUCGCCAUAAAGUGAAAUGACCAAUCACAUGGAUUCCUUUUGAAACGUGAUGGCACCUUAAAGGGUUAGUUCACCCAAAAAUGAAAAUUCUGUCAUUAAUUACUCACCCUUAUGUUGUCCCAAACCUCUAAGACCUUCUUUCAUCUUUGGAACACAAAUUAAGAUAUUUUUAAUGAAAUCCAAGAGCUUUCUGACCCUGCACAGACAGCAGCACGACUAGCAUCGUGGUACUCUCAUAAACGCGAAGCGGGAAACUGACACGGAAGAGAAGAAAUUGUUGAUUAAAAGUCAUUAUUUUUUAGGGGUAGGAAUCUUUCGGUACUUCACGAUUCGAUUAAAAAUUAUUUUUGGGGUCAUGAUUAAAUUAAAACACAAUUCAUGUUAAUGCCAAUAGCCUUGUGGUUAGUGUGUCAACACACAACACAACUGCGCUCAUGGCGACCCAAGUUCGAUUCCCGUCUUGAGGUCCUUUGCUGAUCCUGCUCCCCUCUUUCCUCCCACUGUUUUCCUGUCAUCUCUCCUACUGUCCUAGCUACAAAAACCCAUUCAUGAGUUUUUUGAUUUUUAAUUACGAUUCUCAAUUUUUUAUACAUUUUUUUUUGUGCGCACUGGACAUCAGAAGCACCAAUAUUUUAAUACAAAACACAUCAGUCUAUAGUACAGGUAGUUCUGACUCAAGAAAUCAGUGCUCCCUAUUAAUUAUUAACUUUUCAAUAAAUCAAAAAUAUUUUACACUUCCCAUUAUGUGUCUGAAUCCGAUUAUACCGCGUUAAGAAAGAAAAUUACAUGUACUACAAAAUACAAGAUGGGAGGGAAAAAUAUAUUUCACUGCUUUCUCUCGCAGUUAUAUAGUUGGGUAAUUAUACCGUAUAGAAACUGCGGGCAUCAAGGAGCCGUUAUUAAUUUUAGGGGCAUUGAAACCGAUUUUAAAUUGCGCGCUUGUGUUUUACUUUCAUUUUCGAGAUUCGUGAUCACACGGAGCGGCAGUAGGCCUUCUUACCACGUUUAACAAGAUUAGAUGUUUGUCAGUGGUGCUCAGGAUCUGGAAAUUAUUCACCAUCGUCCAAUCAGUCAUCUCUCGUUACUCUGUUUAUGUGGUAAGUGAAAUAUGUAUUAUUACAUUAUAUUAAAAUAUAUAUUAUGUAACAGGCUACCACAGUUUUUGCACACAAAAAGUAUUCUUAUUGCCUCUUACCAUUACGGUUAAACCACUGAUGUCACAUGGACUAUUUUAAUGAUGUCCUUACUACCUUUCUGGGCCUUAAACAUGUCCGUUGCAUUGCUGUCUCCGGAAGGCCAGAAAGCUCUUGGAUUUCAUCAAAAAUAUAUUCAUUUGUGUUCCGAAGAUGAACGAAGAUCUUACUUGUUUGUAACAACAUGAGGGUGAAUAAUUAAUACCAGAAUUUUCAUUUUUGGGUGAACUAUCCCUUUAAGGCAACAGAACAACAACGUUACAUUACAUCAGCCUUGCUUCUGUUCAGCAUCAACAAUAAAGUCUUUUAGCAUCCAAACUGGAGAAUAGAUGGCGCAGUGCGCAAUUUGGAAGUUCAAGAGAAGCACUUUUCUAAGAAGGAAGUUGGAAAUCCUAACUGUUUGAGCUGAGUGAAACAUCAAUAAUGUUGAAAUACAUCAAAGCUUUCACAAAAUGAUUUUGCGCUCAAGAAGCUCUGCUGGCAUUUUCAUCUUCACCGGAAGUUGAUGAGGAGGCUUUGAAAAGAUGCCAAUAUGAAACAAACAACAUGAACAAAAGAUGAAUGGGACAUCCCAUAGACUUGCUGUGCAUUAACACAGGUGGAAGGACAUGACCUGUUUAGUUCAGUGUGUAGAUGUAAAGUAUGAAUGUGCUUUUUAUAUUUCCAAAGUGAAAUUGCCUUUUUUUCUUUGAAAGAGAGAGUGCUGUGGAAGAGUGUUGAAUUACAGGAGGCGGCAAGAACUUUGCUUAGAGUCAAACAGUUCAAUCGUGUCAAUUCUGCUUUGAACCCCAGCGUAGUGCUUACUUCCUCGAGAGGCUCUCCAGUGACUGAAAGUCAAAAAAUACCUGACUAAUAAGAACUGCAGCACAUCCAAGUUAGUGAAAAACUCCAAUGUCUGUGAAGAGCUAUUUCAGUUCCUGAUGUUUGGAUGCCAUUAGUGGCUCUACGUGUUCUGGUUGCGCUUCACAAACCUUUUAUUUGACCCGCACGCACCUACGUGGUCUUGCUGUACUCUGGCGUGCCACCUGUAGUCCUAGACUUACCCUUUGUUUCACAAGGGUUCUGACGAGUCACUUACGUGUGUACAUAUAGUAUCUAUAUAUAGCAAACAUCAUAUCAUAAGGCUUUAUUUUUCGAAUUUCAGACUUUUAUUUUGUCUUUUUUUUGGACAUACUUGCCUUGGCAUGUCUUGUGAUCCCGUUUAUUCUGGCCAUACUGUACAAAAAUCAUGUAUGUGUUGUAGAUAAACCAACUGAAAGAACAAAGAAGAGAAGAUGAGUGAAAGAUGGUAGAGAUUGUGAAUAUGAAUUUAUUUUAUGGUCCUUUUUAGGAGAGCUAGCUCUAGAGGAGGAGAUGUGAACUGUAAGUGUCUAUCUAUGCAUUCUUUUAGCUCCGAGGAAGAUUUGAGAGAAAAAAAAAAAAAAAAAACACAUUGCCUUGCAUGUCCUGGGACAAUUUAAGAAGAAAAACUGUACUGAACAGAAAUGAUAUUUUUUAUUUUAUUUAUUCUAUUUUAUAUCGGUAUAUACUGGUUUCAUUGUGAUGUAUCAUAUGCUUAGACAUUCUUUACCCUGUAUUGAACAACAAAUCAAACAAAUGUCAAUUCAAAUCACUGUACAGUUACUCUGGUGACCCUCAAAGAGCUGUGUAUCUCAAGACGCUGACUGCCAUGGUCACAUAACAUUUGAAAGGCCUUGUAGGAGCUUUACAUUCUGCCCAAACCAACAUUAGAUGUAGGUGCAUUACCUGUCAAAAGUUUUUGAACAGUAUGCUUUUUAAAGAAUUCUUUUCUGCUGACUAAACCUGCAUUUAUUUGAUGCAAAAUACAUCAAAAUCAGUAAUUUUGUGAAAUAUUUUUACUAUUUAAAAUAACUGCUUUCCAUUUGAAUAUAUUUUAAAAUGUCAUUUAUUUCUGUGAUCAAAGCUAAAAAUUUCAGCAUCAUUUCUCCAGUCUUCAGUGUCACAUGAUCCUUCAGAAAUCAUUCUAAUAUGCUGUUCAAGAGACAUUUUAUUAUUAUUAUCAAUAUUUAAAACAGUUGAGUACUUUUUUCAGGAUUCUUUGAUGAAUAGAAAGAUCCAAAGAUCAGCAUUUAUCUGAAAUAAAAAGCUUUUGUAACAUUAUGCACUAUACCAUUCAAAAUCUUGGAGUCAGUAUAAGUUUUUCUUUUUUUUUUGGGAAAGAAAUUAAUACUUUUAUUUAGCAAGGAUGCUUUAAAUUGAUCAAAAGUGAUGAUGAAGACAUUUAUGAUGUUACAGUAGAUUUCUAUUUUAAAUAAAUGCUGUUCUUCUGAACUUUCAAUUCAUCAAAGAAACCUGAAAAAAAUGUACUCAGCUGUUUAUAAUAAUAGUAUUAAAUGUUUUUUGAGCAGCAAAUCAGAAUAUUAGAAUGAUUUCUGAAGGAUCAAGUGACUGGAGUAAUGAUACUGAAAAAUUCAGCAUAGAAAUGAUUGGAAUAAAUUACAUUUUAAAAUAUAUUCAAAUAGAAAACAGUUAUUUUAAAUAGUAAAAAUAUUUCAAAAUGUUACUGUAUUUCAAGAUCAUAUAAAUGCAGGCUUGGUGAGCAGAAAAGACUUCUUUAAAAAAAAAAAGUAGUGUUCAAAAACUUUUGACUGGUAGCGUAUAGCUUCGGUCUGCUUUAGAAUACACUUUAUGGCCAAAAGUAUGUUCAACCUGGAUAUUUUGGUUAAUUUUUCAGCUGUAAAUCAGUCAUACAAACAAUCUGCUUUUUGCCCCUUCACUCAAAAUGUGUUUAAGAACAUGAGAUGCAGUGCAGUAAAUUGGUGCCCAAUAGAAGGUCUCAAAACAUGUUUUUAAAAGUUUUAACUUGAAAUUUUUUAAAAACAUGGCACCCAGCACAGGAUUUUAAAAGGUUUAACUUCAUGUGUGAGAUUUUAACUUGAUGCAGUUUAAAAUACGGUGCCCAUCCUAGGGUCUCGAAAUGCGUUUUAAAACUUGUAGCUUUAUUUCGAUUUAUUUUAAAAACAUGAGAUGCUAAAGCACUGAGCACAGCAAAAAAAAUUCAAAGACGUCCAUCUGUAACGCAUGUUUACAACAGCAAAACAAUUAAAAAACUUUGCAGUGAAGCUAAUUUUUAGCAAAAUAGGAUGCAAAUGUCCUAUUAAUGAUUUGUAUGAUUAAUAAUGUAUUACACAUACUUUUGGUCAUUUAGUGUAUGUUCCAAAAUGUCAAUUUAAACAAGAUUGUCGGAAUCAGAUUUUACACAAAGACCAAAAUUAGAGUGCAUUUGUUUGGGCUGUAUGUAGAUGUUUGGCUAGCUCUACUAUAACCAUUACUCCUUUAUCCUGACCGCACAAGGCCUCCGCUUUCAUGCUGAGUGUUAAUCAGAUGUGUAAAAAUGACUUGACACAAAUCAAUCUGCUUGUGUACUGCACCCCUUCGCUCUCCCCCUCUUAUUUCUUUUGCAGUUUUUUAAGAAGUGCAUGUUGGUUUUUAAGUUUUUUCAUGUGAAUUUCACUCUUUUCUUUUGGAUUAUUUUUUUAUUCCCUCUUUUUUUGGGAUGGGGGGGUUCACAGUGAGUAAGAAUCAAUCACUCUUUAUGUUUCAGAAUGAAUUCAGUGGCAACUGGCAAAGUCAGCUGUUAUGUGCAAAACCAGAAAGAGGGAGGAGGCUUAUGGGUAAUGUAGUCCAGUACAAUAAUUCAGCGUAGAAUCAUCAUUCUCUCGUUAGCCAAGAGUAGUGUGUUUGACUGUAGUGUUCUUGCAUGGUGAAUCACUCUGAUUGACGAUUAUCAGAGGAAAUCUCAUCACAAGAAUUAACAAGCUAAGAAUUAACACUACUGGUGAAA